AUGUCCUUACUCGCUAGUCGCGGGCCGUCGCAUAGCGGCGUUCUUCACGAAUAUGCUCCCAAACUUGUGGCCUUUGAGUUCACCCCACCAACAGAAGGAAUAAAUAAGACAAACAGCCUUAUCUUCGUGGGUGGACUGACAGAUGGAUUUUGUACUGUUCCCUAUGUAUCCAAGCUAGCGAAAGCUCUGGAAAAUACCGAUUGGUCGGUCUUUUCUGUCCUACUUUCAUCCUCAUAUGCUGGAUGGGGAGUCGGAAGCCUUGAUCGCGAUAUAGAAGAACUCGGGCAAUGUGUGCGGUUCAUUCGCGAUAUCAAGGCGUCACGCCAACCCGGCGCACUAACAAAAGCUGGAAAGAUUGCGAUCAUGGGUCAUUCGACCGGAAGUCAGGAUGUGCUCCACUACCUUUAUUCGCCGAACCCCGUGCCGAACAAGGACUUUGAUUUUGGCCUUCAACACAUGGUCCGCCCUGAGCUCGAUGGUGCUAUUCUCCAAGCACCUGCCUCUGAUAGAGAGGGUCUGGAGGCUAUUAUUGAAUCCUCUUCGCAGCCCGAUGAGCUCAGAAAGGUCUACGAUCAGCUUGUCAGCUUUGCCAAGAAGCAACCAUUUACAGCAGAGAAGAGCGACACAAUUCUCCCAAUGAACCUGACUGCAAAGCUUUCUUUUCCGCCCAACACGCCUCUCAGUGCCCGGAGAUUCUUGAGUCUGGUCAGCCCUUCUAGCCCCGAAGAGCCAUCUGAUGACGAUCUCUUCAGCUCCGACUUAAAUGAUAAGCGUUUGCAAGAAACUUUUGGCAUGGUGGGCACGCGGGGUAUUAUUAAAUCAAAGCUGUUGUGCUUGUAUUCCGGUGAAGAUGAGUAUUGCCCGCAUUGGGUGGACAAAGAAUUGCUCUUGCGGAGAUGGCAGCAGGCUACCGAAGCGGGAGGCGCCAAGUGGGAUGCAGAAAACAGCGCUGUCAUUCCUGGAGCCAGCCACAAUGUUCAUGACGAAGGUCAACAGGACCUCAUUGAUCGGGUUCUACGAUACCUCCAGACCCUCUGA
Molecule: messenger RNA, 1038 nt
Organism: Penicillium vulpinum
Lineage: Eukaryota; Fungi; Ascomycota; Eurotiomycetes; Eurotiales; Aspergillaceae
Exons: 2
Coding region: 1-1038 (345 amino acids)
Source: RefSeq, a predicted model, not a curated record